AUGGCCGCGUUUAGACCGCGUACGCCACGCUCGAACACAAAUACGCCUCCCUCUACUGGACCCAUAACGAAGGUAAGGGAACGAACGGCACGCUCGGUACCAAUGUCUGCGGGUGGAGUAGCUGGUCGCGCCUCAAGGUCUUCUCUAAGUGCAGGAACUCCGGAUUCACUUAGCGACAACGAAGCCGCUAGUGGUCUAGGACAAAGAUAUAGGAAACCCAGUGUACCAAGAUCUACGUUGACACCCGGAGGUUCGCGACCUGGUUCCAGACCUGGAUCACGAACUGGUUCCAAGCCACCAUCAAGACAUGGAUCCAAUUUAUCUUUAGACAGCACAGACGACGUCUCCACACCGUCGCGGAUCCCAAUGAGGAAAGUGACAAACACAAGGGCGUCGUUGGCACGUGCUGCUGCUACGGCCAGCAAAUUGGGGGUGACUACGCCCAACGGUGGGUCACGGCCAAGGACACCUACUGGCAUAUUAACGCCGGCUAGUGGAAGGUAUCAUAGCGGAGCGAUGUACCGCACUUCAAGUAUACCUACAUUGUCACCGGUUCCCGCCUUAGUGAGACAAAGAACACCUUCGGGAAGCACAACACCAGUUAGGCCGGGCCAGCAGACAGCGACCUCAAGACUAUUACGAAAGACUUCGGACGCGUCAGAUAGUGGGACGCCAGCAACGCCCGUUACUCGGCGCACGUCCACCUCACGAACAACUGAAAAACGAGAACCAUUCCGACUAUAG
This is a messenger RNA of Leptosia nina, 744 nucleotides long. NCBI's taxonomy places the organism in Eukaryota, Metazoa, Arthropoda, Insecta, Lepidoptera, Pieridae. The record is from the annotation of a GenBank genome assembly.